CUAGCUAUAUUCCUCCCAUAACCAUGGAGAACACCGAGACUGCAAAACCAACCGCCACUGACUCCGAUGAUGACGAGUCACCAAUCGAGGAAGUCCGUCUAACCGUGUCCACCGCCGACGAUCCAUCGAUGCCGGUAUGGACUUUCCGGAUGUGGUCCCUCGGUAUCCUGUCUUGUGUGAUCUUAUCUUUUCUCAACACAUUCUUCAGCUACCGAACCGAGCCUCUUGUGAUCUCCAUGAUCUCAGUUCAAGUUGCCACUCUGCCCAUCGGGCGGUUCAUGGCCGCGGUCCUUCCCACAAAAAAAUAUCGUGUUUUAGGGUUUGAGUUUUCGCUCAAUCCUGGGCCGUUUAACAUGAAAGAACAUGUUCUGAUAUCGAUAUUUGCGAAUGCUGGAUCCGCUUUUGGAGGUGGAUCCGCAUACGCUGUUGGGAUUGUUAGUAUCAUUAAGGCUUUUUAUCAUCGAAAAAUAUCCUUCAUUGCUGGUUGGAUACUUGUUAUCACUACGCAGGUACUAGGAUACGGAUGGGCAGGUGUAUUGAGAAAAUAUGUUGUGGACCCUGCUGAAAUGUGGUGGCCCGCAUCUCUUGUUCAAGUGUCUCUUUUCAGGGCGCUUCACGAGACAGAUGCAUCGUCACGAAUGACGAGAGCAAAGUUCUUUGUAAUCGCUCUCGUAUGUAGUUUCUCAUGGUAUGUCUUCCCCGGCUACCUGUUCCUGUCACUCACUAGCUUCUCGAUCCUCUGUCUAGUGUUCCCAAAAUCUAUAACAGCCCAACAAAUCGGUUCAGGCAUGAGAGGGCUCGGGUUUCUAUCAUUCACGGCAGAUUGGUCAGUGAUAGCAUCGUAUUUGGGAAGCCCACUCGUGACACCAAUUUUCGCUACUAUAAAUGUUUACAUUGGCUUCAUAAUCAUGAUGUACAUUUUAAUCCCUAGCGCUUAUUGGGGAUUUAAUAUGUAUAGUGCCAAAACAUACCCAAUUUUCUCGUCGCAUCUAUUUGAUCAUCGAGGACAAGUUUACAAUGUGUCCGCUAUUGUCAACAAAGAUUUUGAGAUAGAUAUGCCCAAGUACCAGGAACUAGGCCAGCUACAUAUGAGCAUGUUUUUCGCUGUCACUUAUGGUAUUGGUUUUGCAGCUGUUAUCUCUACCCUUACGCACGUCGCCUUGUUUAAUGGGAGAGAAAUAAUGAGCCAAUAUCGAGCUUCGAAAAAUGCCAAGAAGAUAGAUGUUCAUACAAAGCUCAUGAAGAAAUACAAAGACAUACCCGAAUGGUGGUUUUAUUUGCUUGUUAGUGCUUCCUUUCUUCUGUCGCUUGUGCUUUGUGUUUUCAUGAGAGAUGAAGUCCAAAUGCCAUGGUGGGGACUCGUCGCAGCUUGUAUUCUUGCAUCCGCUUUUACUCUUCCAAUUAGCGUGAUAACUGCUACUACGAAUCAGACCCCAGGGCUAAAUAUCAUUACAGAGUACUUGAUGGGACUAGUAUAUGCGGGAAGGCCCAUAGCUAAUGUUACUUUCAAAACAUAUGGCUAUAUCAGUAUGGCUCAAGCCGUCUCAUUCCUUAACGACUUCAAGCUAGGCCAUUACAUGAAGAUCCCACCUCGUUCUAUGUUUCUGGUUCAGUUCAUUGGAACCGUUAUCGCAGGGACAAUAAACAUCUCUGUUGCAUGGUGGCUACUAACAACGAUCGACAACAUAUGUCAAGAUCACCUACUUCCUCACGGUAGUCCAUGGACUUGUCCUGGGGAUCGUGUAUUUUAUGACGCAUCUGUCAUAUGGGGACUUGUAGGGCCCAAAAGAAUAUUUGGUUCUCUUGGACCUUACGGCGCCCUGAAUUGGUUCUUUUUGGGUGGUUUUCUUGGACCCGUCUUCAUAUACUUAUUACAUAAAGCGUUCCCAAGCCAAAAAUGGAUCAAACUCAUCAACUUGCCAGUAAUUUUUGGGGCUUGUGCGGUGAUGCCUCCAGCGACGCCAAUCAAUUUCAACAGUUGGGUUUUUGUUGGCAUAGUUUUCAACUUCUUUGUACUCAAGUAUCGAAAGAAAUGGUGGCAAAAGUAUAACUAUGUUCUGUCUGCUGCGCUUGAUGCUGGUUUGGCUUUCAUGGGGAUACUUCUAUACUUCUGCCUCUCCAUGUCUGGUAUCGGAAUUUCUUGGUGGGGUACAGCCGGCGAGCAUUGUCCUUUGGCUACUUGUCCAACUGCCAAAGGCGUCCUCAUCGAAGGGUGCCCCAUCACAUGAAAUUUAUCUGAUGGUAGUAUU
Messenger RNA from Erigeron canadensis, 2249 nucleotides. RefSeq names its product oligopeptide transporter 2-like. The record is from RefSeq and is a predicted model, not a curated record. Gene Ontology annotation, biological process: transmembrane transport. Lineage: Eukaryota; Viridiplantae; Streptophyta; Magnoliopsida; Asterales; Asteraceae. Gene Ontology annotation, molecular function: oligopeptide transmembrane transporter activity. The coding region runs from base 24 to 2228 and encodes 734 amino acids. The transcript is spliced from 6 exons.